CGUUACUGGAUUGGUCCGGUUUGGAACCUACGGUAACAGACAGUGAUCCUAGAGGAACUUUCUUGAAGCAGUUGAAAUGACGGAAUUACCCAUAGCAGCCUUUUGAAAUUCCCUUUUAAGUACUCGGUGUCUCUCUCAGAUUCAGCGUUUAGAGAGAAAGAGAGCAGAGGGUUUGAAUCGGAGAUUCUUGUCAGUUUCAAUGUCGACUCCAGCAGAAUUCUAUAAUUCUCUUCCACCCAUAAGCAAGGCUUAUGGGACCAUGUGUUUGGUUGCCACUACAGCAUUCCAUUUGGGAUUGUUUCCGCCUAUGUAUACCGCUUUAAUAUAUGAAUUGGUAUUCAAGCAUUUUCAGGUGUGGAGGCUUGUUACAAACUUUUUUUUCCUUGGAAAAUUUUCAAUCAAUUUUGGAAUUCGCCUCUUAAUGAUAGCCAGAUAUGGGGUCCAGCUGGAGAAGGGAGUAUUUGAAAGGCGCACGGCAGAUUUCUUGUGGAUGAUGAUAUUUGGAGCUCUGACAUUGCUGGUAUUAUCAGCAAUCCCUCUGUUGUGGACUCCCUUCUUAGGGGUUUCAUUGGUAUUCAUGCUUCUAUAUGUCUGGAGCAGGGAGUUUCCGAAUGCCCAAAUUAACUUAUAUGGACUUGUUCAACUCAAGGCAUUUUAUUUCCCUUGGGCAAUGCUUGCUUUGGAUGUUAUUUUUGGUUCACAGAUUCUGCCAGACCUGUUGGGAAUUGUUGCAGGGCAUCUAUACUAUUUUUUGACGGUGCUGCAUCCUCUUUCCACAGGGAAGAACAUAUUAAAAACUCCAAGAUGGGUGUAUCCUUGUUUAUGUUUUCAUUUUGAAAUUCCAUUCCCCAGCUUGGCUAACAAACCAUUAAUAACAAAAAUAAAAUGCAAAAUACAACUGAUGUCCCAUCUUGUAUUGGCUAUAAAAUCUAUCAUAAAUCUGUACACUGUCUACUCACUUUGAGGAGCCUAAGCAGGCUUCACCAGGGUCACUUAAUUAUAGAUAGCCUGUUAAAUAAAUGGAAGUUUAUAAUUGUAAAUAAUAUCCUAGAGAACUCUAGCAUUUGCUUCUGGAUUUUUGGAUGGGGUCCACAUGGUCAUUUGAAUAAAUGGGUUUAUGUGGGUUCUUAUCCUUAGCGAUGGAGCUAGUUUGACUGAGCAAAUAUAUAUAUGUAUGUAUAUAUAUUUUCUCGUUGUUAUUAUUAUUACUAUUUUUACUUUAGAUGGCCAUUUGAAUGGAUGGGCCUAUGUUGGGUUCUUAUCCAUAAGCAAAAUGGAGCUAGUUUGACUGAGCAAAUACUUACUUUUUUAUUGUUAGUAUGAUAAUUAUUGUUUUGUUAUUAUUUAUUCUUUAUUUUGAGGUCAGAUUUCAGAAUGAGAUAACAAGUAAAUUCUUGGUCCAUUUUCUUCUUGGAGAGUUUCUGCAUGAUUAUGACAUUGCUAGACUUGUCUCAGGGUCAUAAUGAUGUUUGUCUUUCCUCUGUUCCAUUUUCAAGUGAUCAUAGCUAGGUUAUGUCAAGUUUCAGAAGCUCAUUUUCCUCUUUCUCACUGGAGGAUCCUUCAUGUCUUAUAUAUGUGCAUGAUUUUUAUUUUUUUUUCUUCUUUUGUAGCUAGGUAGAAAUUGAAUCAAGGUGUGUGCUCCAUAGUGGUCCCCAUGUUAACGCCAGACCAAGACACCUUUGGUCUUGCAUUUUAUUUUGAUAUUGUUUCAUGCUUUCGUUUUCCAUUUUUGUGAAGAAAUACUCUUAGAUAUUUGGAGGAAGUUUAUGAAGUUAUGCACACUACACAAAUUCCUUAACUUACAUGAUGCAGGCAUAAACUGGUUGCCCGCUUCAGAAUUGGAUAUCCGACAACUGCACCUGCCCAGCCUGAACGGGCAGCCGGCGUGGCUUUCAGAGGAAGAGGUUACCGGCUAAAUGGAUGAGAGGUACUCACUCUCUAUGUAUCAUCUUCCUCCCCAAUUUUAGAUGAUGCCACUAACGACGAAUGACAGACGUUUCAACGCAGAAACUAUAAAGAGUUAGUAGUAAUGGAGCAGUUGAUUUUCCCCCACUUUUGGGCUUCUAUACCUUGUGGCAUCAUUUGCAUCUGAACCUGAGCAAAAACUUUGUAGCUAAGGCAGUUAUAUUGAAUAUGACCGUAGGAAGUGAGGAUUUUCUUCUUCUUUUUCUUCAUUCAUUUCUUUCCCUUGAGGGAGAAUUGAUCUCUUGUUCAGUGAGAUUGCAGGAUCAAGUUUAAUGGUAAUGUGAAGGGGAGUCUCUCUCUGUCUGAAAGUUGUCAA
This is a messenger RNA of Vitis vinifera (wine grape), 2281 nucleotides long. Its product is annotated as derlin-1. The record is from RefSeq and is a predicted model, not a curated record. Lineage: Eukaryota; Viridiplantae; Streptophyta; Magnoliopsida; Vitales; Vitaceae. The coding region runs from base 200 to 964 and encodes 254 amino acids. Gene Ontology annotation, biological process: endoplasmic reticulum unfolded protein response. Gene Ontology annotation, molecular function: misfolded protein binding; ubiquitin-specific protease binding. Gene Ontology annotation, cellular component: endoplasmic reticulum membrane; Hrd1p ubiquitin ligase ERAD-L complex. The transcript has 6 exons.